This is a messenger RNA of Protobothrops mucrosquamatus (brown spotted pit viper), 1827 nucleotides long. RefSeq names its product cyclin Y (gene CCNY). Lineage: Eukaryota; Metazoa; Chordata; Lepidosauria; Squamata; Viperidae. The record is from RefSeq and is a predicted model, not a curated record. Gene Ontology annotation, molecular function: protein kinase binding; cyclin-dependent protein serine/threonine kinase activator activity. Gene Ontology annotation, cellular component: plasma membrane; cytoplasmic cyclin-dependent protein kinase holoenzyme complex. Gene Ontology annotation, biological process: regulation of canonical Wnt signaling pathway; regulation of cyclin-dependent protein serine/threonine kinase activity. Bases 7 to 870 code for a protein of 287 amino acids. The transcript has 9 exons.
CUAAACAUGGAAUUCAACCCCUCAGACCAUCCACGAGCCAGCACAAUAUUCCUCAGCAAAUCUCAAACUGAUGUGAGAGAAAAACGGAAGAGCCUCUACAUGAACCAUCAUCCUCAUGGUCAACUGAGAAGGAAGUACAGUUCCUGUUCCACUAUUUUUCUGGAUGACAGCACAGUCAGUCAGCCGAACCUCAAGUAUACAAUUAAAUGCGUAGCUCUUGCAAUAUACUACCAUAUCAAAAACAGGGACGUAAAUGGAACUAUGCUCCUAGAUAUUUUUGAUGAAAAUCUCCACCCACUUUCGAAAUCUGAAGUGCCACCAAAUUAUGACAAACAUGAACCUGAACAGAAGCACAUUUAUCGCUUUCUUCGCACAUUGUUCAGUGCUGCUCAACUAACUGCCGAAUGUGCAAUUGUCACCCUGGUAUAUCUUGAAAGAUUGCUAACUUAUGCAGAGAUAGAUAUUUGUCCAUCAAACUGGAAAAGAAUUGUGCUUGGUGCAAUCCUACUUGCAUCCAAAGUUUGGGAUGACCAGGCUGUGUGGAAUGUGGACUACUGUCAGAUCCUGAAAGAUAUCACAGUUGAAGACAUGAAUGAAUUGGAGCGCCAGUUCCUUGAGUUGGUGCAGUUCAACAUCAACGUUCCCUCAAGUGUUUAUGCUAAGUAUUAUUUCGAUUUGCGCUCCUUAGCAGAAGCAAACAACCUGAGUUUUCCUUUAGAACCCCUCAGCAGGGAAAGAGCAUGUAAACUUGAGGCCAUAUCUCGCUUGUGUGAAGAUAAAUAUAAGGAAUUCAAGAAAUCUGCAAGGAAACGAUCAGUCAGUUCAGACAAUCUGGUUGAAGUUAGAUGGUCUCCUGCUGUUAUCUCCUAACGUGAAAUAUGUAAUACAAGACUCUAGAAGUACUAUUUCUAUCAACUUUGGAUGGGAGGGUUGGUUUUGGUGAUUUUUUUCUUCUUAUUUUUAGAUCUGCCUUUACAGUGCCUCCCCUUUUGUGUAGCACACAAGAAUAACUAUAGGGACUCGUUAAAAAGAACUUUGAAAGAAGAUUUGUUUUGUUGUUUUUUACAACUCCUCUGCUUUUUGAUGGGCAGAAGGCAAAUACAAAUAUGUGCUUAGAGGAUGAAACCUCAGAAACCAAUACAAGUAUCAUUAAAAAGGAGGAGGAGAAAGAAGAAAAGGCUCUUAACAGCAGUAUGAAAACCAACAUCACAAAAGAAUGUUGAAAGAAGCAUAAUAAGAAAGAAGUUGGGCAUGUUUUGAGAUCCUCUUGAAUAUCUUCUAGUGGUUUCGCAUACUUUUUUGCUUUUUGAUCGAGGUUGCUUUCUCCUCUGUAACAACCAUGGAGAAGGCAAUACUGUGGUAGCACAACAGGAGCCUCUGAUUAGAAAGUCUGUUUCUUUUGCCCUCAAAGUUGGAUAUGCUUUUGUUCAUAAGCUGUUUUAUUAGCUCCCCACCUUUAAUUCUUAUGGAUAUUGUUGUUUCUUGUGUGCUUUUACUGUAUUUUUGGUAAAACUAUUGACACUGCUGAACCCAAAGUAUAUAAAAUCAGGUGACUGAUCAUAAUUUUAUUACCCCCUCCCUCCCCCUCCCCCUUGUUUAAUUUAUAGCAACCAGUUUCAUGAUGUUGCUAUGACGUGCAUUGUCAGUACUGGUGCUUUGUAUUAUAUGUGGCUGCAUGUGCCUUCCUACCUUUUCUCAGAUAGGUUUAUUUUUUCUUACUGUAAGUUGUUGAAAAGAUUCAGGUGACAGUGAAGCUUGGGCCAAUGUGCAGACAUUGCAUUAUAGUAGGUAGAAUAGUUCUUUUGCAAGGUUUUUUUUUUAAAUCAU